AGAGAGAGAGAGAGAGAGAGAGAGAGAGAGAGAGGCACUGCGAGCUGCUUACAGCGUACAACUCAUCUUUCCAGUUUUUCCAGGUCGGGGUAAGAAUUAUCGGAAUGCCGUGGUCCGGGGGAGAGCACCCAUUCAUAUCUGGUUCUGCAGUGCCUUGGCACCAACACGGUGCCAGUGUACGUUCGUGUUGGUUGAAUUCACGAGGAAGAAGUUGAUUCGUUUAUUAAGAAGGAGUAAAGAACGGGUAAUGGGGCUUGUUUCGAUUUAAACAACAACAGCACAAAUAAUAAUAAUACAACACAAUUACAAAUAAAAAUGGAUAACCAGAGAGAGGAACGAAUGUCAAUGUCAAUUAAAAACAAAGUGCCGAAACGCAAAGAAAAGCAACACAAAUCCAGGAAGCUGUCAAGAAGGAAAUCACUGAAAUCGGUGGGGAACUUCAUGAACAGGAUCUUGAAAACUUUAAGCACUUUGGCUCACUUUGGAGACCUGAACCCGGCAGAGGCAGAGGACGAUGACGGGGGGUUUCGGGCCAGCACAGCACCUUGCACCUUACCUGCCAACUCGGGACACCUGAAGGAAGAACGCCGGGCUGUUUCAACUGCGGAAAACCCAGUUAAAAAGAGUUUGACGCUGUCAGCCCAGGACUCUAUCAAAGAGAGACUGUCUUGGUGCUUUGGGGAUAGGAUCCCUGGCGUGCUGGGGUUGAAAAACCAUGGCAACACCUGUUUUAUGAACGCAAUCGUCCAGUGCCUGAGCAAUACUGACCUUUUUGCCGAAUAUCUCGGCUUGGAGCACUACAAAGUCGACUUAAGCCAAAGGGAAGUUAAUGGCAUGUUGAAAAACGAUGAUGUACCACAAGUCAAGGGCGAGGUUACGAAACAGUUAGCAUCCUUAAUGAGGGCGCUUUGGACGCUGGACUACACCCCGCAACUUUCCGUGGAAUUCAAGAAUACUGUCUCGAAGUACGGCUCCCAGUUCAGAGGGAACUCCCAGCACGACGCCCUGGAGUUCCUGCUCUGGUUACUGGAUCAGGUCCAUGAAGACGUCAACUCCUCCCCCAGUAACACCAACAAUACCAAAUCCAUUGGGAAGACCCAGUCUGGAGAGGAGACUCCUGGAGGGGGGCAGCCCGCCACGGAGACCCCAGGGAGUCAGAGCUUCGUGCGGGAGCACUUCCAGGCUCAGUACAGGUCGUCACUGACCUGCCCUCACUGCCUUAAACAGAGCAACACCUUUGAUCCUUUCCUGUGUAUCUCCCUGCCCAUCCCCCUGAGGCAGACCAGGCCCCUGUACAUCACCUUGGUCUUCCACACCAAAGGCCAGCGCUACCUGCGUAUCGGCCUGGCUGUCCCUCUCUUUGGCACGGUGGCUUCUCUCCGAGAGAUGGUGUCCAUGGAGGGAAAGAUCACUCCUGAGCAGGUGAUUCUGACAGAGGUCUACUCCACGGGGUUCCAGCGCUCGUUCUUCAAUGAGGAGGAGCUUACCAGCAUCGCUGAGAGUGACAACAUCUACGCGUUCCAGGCACCCCCUGUUAUCAGCAGGGGAGGGUCCGCCCGGGUCUCAGGUUACCAUCACAGCCUGCCCUCAUCCCCUUAUUCCUCCGGUCCUGAAGGGCAAAGAUUACCUCCCACGGGCACUUUAUCCUCGGAGUUCCUGAACCACAGCAGCUCUGGGAAGGUUCUGCUUCUCAUCUGCAACGCGGCAGGGUCGGGAGAGCAAGUGGUCAGGUUCGGCCCCCCUUUCCUCAUGAGAGAAGACAGAGCAAUCUCCUGGGACCAGCUACAGCAAUGCAUACUCAGCAAAAUGUAUUAUCUGAUGAUAAGCAAGGUGCAGACGCAGAAUGUUGGAGUUCUGUUCCGAAUCCGUGUGGUGGGAGGAUCCAUCACUUGCAGCUACCUCUCCCCCCAGGACAGCCGGCCUCUCUACCACCCCGCAGUGGACAGGGCGCUGAGGUUCUGUGGGCCGGGUGGACCCCCGCACGUGAAGCUGGUGAUUGAGUGGGAUCACAAGGCCAAAGAGGGUUUGUUUGGGAACAUCCAGGAGGAGGUGGUGCAGGACGCGGAGAGCGUGCGGGCCCAGCAGCAGCAGCACCAGCAGCAGCACAGCUGCACCCUGGAUGAGUGCUUCCAGCUCUACACCAAAGAGGAGCAGCUUGCCCCGGACGAUGCCUGGAAGUGCCCCCACUGUAAGCAGCUGCAGCAAGGCAUGGUGAAGAUGAGCCUGUGGACCCUGCCUGACAUCCUCAUCCUGCACCUGAAGCGCUUCCGGCAGGUCGGGGAGCGACGCAACAAGCUGUCCUCGCUGGUGCGCUUCCCCCUCACAGGCCUUGACAUGACGCCUCACAUGGUGAAGAGGAGCCACAGCUCCCGGAACCUGCUGAGCCCCUGGCCGUUGUGGACACCGCCCCAGCAGCACCAUGACUUCCUGUACGACCUGUACGCCGUGUGUAAUCAUCACGGGGGCAUGCACGGCGGCCACUACACAGCUUACUGCAGGAACUCCAUGGAUGGCCAGUGGUACAGCUAUGAUGACAGCAGUGUGGAUCUCAUUCCAGAGGAGGAGGUGAGCACCAGAGGAGCCUACAUCCUCUUCUACCAGAAAAGGAACAUCAUUCCACCCUGGUCAGCCAGCAGCUCUGUCAGAGGCUCCACAAGCUCCUCGAUGUCGGAUCACUGGCUGAUUCGCCUGACUGAAGACAGUAUGAGGGGGAGCAUGGUCUCCAGAGCGUCCAUGAACUGCGUCUCCCCGCCAUGCUCCCCCGAAUCACCCGUCUUCCAGGACGAGCCGCUCAAGGAGGAGAGAGGAGGUUUUGACACCAGACCCAUUGUUCGCGGCAUCCAGGGAAGGAGCAUCAGCAUGCGGACGCCGACCAAAACCAAGGAGAGCCUCACCAAAGUGCUGCCCCUGCGCUGGUCCUUCGGAGCCAAGGAGCGACCCAAGCCAGUCCCAGGGGAGCUGGUGGAGUACUUGGAGUCAGGGCGCAGACCCAGAUGCACAAAAGAUUCCAUCGUUCCCCUGAUGACGGUCAGCACUGAAGAGAAUGGUGUGCCGGCAGGGGAACCGCAACAGGCGUCUGUCAGCCCUUCCAGGAUGAGCAUGGGCUGCAUGGGGAGGACCAACGAGGAGACUCUGGACCCCUCAACCAAAGUGCCGGAGGGGCAACAAAGACAGCCGCCCGCCAACGAGAAGACCAGCACCUUGCAGAGGAGCGGCAAGCUAAAGGAAGACAGCACCUUGACGAUGAGAGGGUCAAAAAAGACAGCCAGCAAAGCAGAGUCUGUCGCCAGCUUGUGUCAAGGAAAACCUGAAGACCUCCAGCCUAACGGAGCCAGGAAGAGCUCCAGCGGGGGGUUCCAGUCCCACAGCCGGGAGAACACCCUGAGGAAAAGCAAAGGUCCGCUGGGGAAAAGCGGGGAUCAGGAGCCGCAGUCACUGGAGGAAGGGAGGGGAAGGAAGAGCGAAGACACGAAGUCGAGCGAGGGGAAGUUCUCCAUCUUUAAAAGCAGCUUCCGAAAGAAGGACUCCAAAAAGCCCAGGGAACCCGAGACGUACCGGAGCGCUGAAAUAGUCAACGAGUCAACAAGGACGUCUUUGUCCAACGGGACGCUGAACAGGGCAACGCAGGGCAAGGUCAACGGGGCUCCGGGCAGCAGGUACAAGGAGGAGCUGCCCAACGGCAGGGUCAGCCAGUCAGCUGUGGACAUCAAGCGCUCACAGAGCUCAUCCAACAUACAGAGCAAGGGGGACCUGGCCUUGAGGAGAACUGCCUCUCUGCACAAGAACGGACUGGCCCCCCAGCAGCCCAGGAGCGUGCACGCUGAAAAGCAUGACUACGCCACCUUGCAGAGAACAAGGUACUGCACCACGUCUCUGGGCAGAAAGAAGUCGGUGCCUGAAUCAAGCUUCUGAACCGCAAGACAUGCAAGCAUGUCAGUGUGAAGCAGUAGAACCUGCGCACGUGCACCUUCAAGCUUUUUUAUUAGAGAGGGAUGCACUGUUUCUUUCCAGAGGUAUCAAGGGGACUGCACUUACUGUACAUUAGUAACCUUCUCACCCUCUCUCAAAGAAAAGCAUGUGGGUGCUUUACCAUGACUCCUAAAAGAGUUCAGUGCUCUAGAACACAUCUGCACAGUCGUAAUUGAAAAGAUAAUGGUGAUUGAAUUGACACUUGUUUCACUGUGUUUUGUGGGUAUUAUUACUCUUUAAAUAUCACAGAUAUGUAUCCAGGGAAAACAUGCUGCUGUUGUGGAGUAAGGGAAGUAAGAUCCAGGGGGCGUGAAUGAUCGAGAAGGGAUUUAGAAGGUUCAUUCAUCAUUUUUCCUGGGGGAAAUUAUAAAUUCUUUAAAUAAACUACAUGAAUCUGGAGCAGUGGUAGUUAUUUGGAUUAAUGCUGCGUAGUAUGAGAACUUAUCAUUUCCACAAAUUAGUUUCUUAUUUCCAGUAAUGGAAAAUUUGGUAUCCUUCUGUGAGUUGGGGUUAGGAGCAGAGCUUCACAGUGGAACAGCAUGCAAGUACAUGCUUUCUUGCACAGACAUUGAAGAUUAGGAAAAAGUGGCAGAGAAAAUAUGUGUAAUAGCAAAGGAGAAUUCUAUGCAGAUAUGGAAAUAAAAUAGCAGGAGGGUGUAUAUAAGCAAAUAAUAUUAUUACUUUCAAAUGUAGGGAUUGUCCAUACAGAAAGAAAAAACGAAUGGUUGAACUUUUUGUAAAAUAAAAACAAAUAACUUUGAACGCCUUAUAAAUAAAGUAGGACAUGAAGUUUUGGCAGCUGAGUAUAAGAGGACUACAGUUAAGGCUUCUAAUUAUAUGACUUUGAUUACUGGUAGUGAUAAACUGUUAUAGUACUGGAGACUUCACAGUAUAGGCUGAUUUCAACAGUGCAGUAACACGUUUACAUUCGCAGUUCGACUGUUGAAAUGUCUUGUUUUAUAUUUGUGAAAAGCACACAGACAUUCUCUGGAAUGUGGGGAAAAAACCCCACACACACACUUUAAUAUGCACCGUUUGUUGAAAAUAUUUGAAAUAAAAACAAGAUUUCUUGUCGGCAAACAUGUCACGUUUUCCAAAAUGCAUGUGUCAUACUGUAACCCCACACUGCAAUCCUUAUCAUUGUAACAUCUCUGAAACCCCUAGACAGACUCUUCAGCUGGGUUGAGUGCAAGUUGGGAGACUCUUUGUGUAAUAUGGCACACCUGAGGUAGGGCAAAUCAAGGAGCUUUUUUAAUGAUCUAAACAGUGGCUGAUCUAAACAUCACCGCUCUUUAACUAUGUGUUAAUUUAUUGACCUUCUUAUUAACAUCACUAAAUACAAUCAGGUUUAAAAAUGUUAUGGUGCUAUUAAGAUCCGCCACCAUUUAGAUCAUUAAAAUAGACCCCCACAGUGUUAACCAUGAAAACAGCACAAGGCCCUUCCAGUGCGAGACUGUGGAUUCAGCAGCACAACAUGUAUAUAACACCAGUUUGACGAAUGAACAUUUUGCAAGCAGGCACAAUCACAUAUAUUAGUUUUAUUGAAGCAUUACUCAUGCCAUCUUCAUAAUUGACUUUCCCUACCUUCAGGUUCCCAAGUGGCUUCGAGCAAACAAAGGAAUUAGAGGAUGCGGAACGCAAAAGCGAUUUUUCUCUCUUGUAAACCUUGCAUGGACCGGAGUCGAUUUUUGACUUUUAACCUCUGCACAAGGGAAGAGGAGACUCCCAUUUGAUCUGCUGAUCCGUUACAGGUUCUAUUCAGAGCUUAGCUAAAUUGACGUGUACACUGUGGUUUAGGCUCAAAGUAAAACCUGGAAUGGAUUCAAGAGCAAUGCAAUGGGAGUUAUAUUUGUACAAUAUACCUGCUUGGUAGUUUUUCAUCAUUGGGUCCUAUCCACAAAACUAUAGGAACUGUUCGGAAUGAUUUUAUAAACAUACUCUUAUGACCUUUCUGAAAGUUUCAUUAACUGUAAACUUUUCAUAAAUCAAAAUUCCUCAAAAUAGUAUUCUUAUGAAUAGAUCCCAUUAUUUAUAUUCUGUAUGGCUCUGAAUCUGUUUCUUCAGUCCCAUCCAUGCAGGUUGAUCUACAGUGACAUCCAGCAAUGUAACCUGAAGAAACCCUAGCCAGUAAAGAGUGUGGGUAUUCUGAAGGCUGGCUGACUACCUCAGAUCAUAUUCCUGACUCUAUUAGAUUAGAUUGUUAAAGGUUGCAAUAUGGAAAAUGUCAACCCUGCCUAUUGUCAAUUCUGUUUUGGUUGAAACGUGAUUGAAAUAACACUUUUCACUGAAAUAUAUUGAGAGACAGGAAAAUAUUAUUAAACACCUCAGAAUCUGUGAGCUUAUCAUUCAAUACAUGUUUAUAUAUAUAUAUAUAUA
Acipenser ruthenus (sterlet) is the source of this 6345-nucleotide messenger RNA. Its product is annotated as ubiquitin carboxyl-terminal hydrolase 43-like. The transcript has 15 exons. Gene Ontology annotation, molecular function: cysteine-type deubiquitinase activity. Lineage: Eukaryota; Metazoa; Chordata; Actinopteri; Acipenseriformes; Acipenseridae. The record is from RefSeq and is a predicted model, not a curated record. Gene Ontology annotation, biological process: protein deubiquitination. The coding region runs from base 316 to 3912 and encodes 1198 amino acids.